Messenger RNA from Sapajus apella (tufted capuchin), 2570 nucleotides. RefSeq names its product goosecoid homeobox 2 (gene GSC2). Gene Ontology annotation, cellular component: nucleus. Bases 1 to 615 code for a protein of 204 amino acids. The record is from RefSeq and is a predicted model, not a curated record. Gene Ontology annotation, molecular function: RNA polymerase II cis-regulatory region sequence-specific DNA binding; DNA-binding transcription factor activity, RNA polymerase II-specific. The transcript is spliced from 3 exons. Lineage: Eukaryota; Metazoa; Chordata; Mammalia; Primates; Cebidae. Gene Ontology annotation, biological process: regulation of transcription by RNA polymerase II.
AUGGCGGCAGCUGGGGGCGCGGCGAGCCGCAGGGACCCCGGGCGGCCCUGCCUCUUCUCCAUUGAGCACAUCCUCUCCAGCCUGCCCGAGCGGAGCCCCCCAGCCCCGGCCGCUUGUCCGCAGCAGCCCGCCGGUCGCCAGAGCCCCGCGGAGCCGGAGGAGCACGGGGUGCCCGAUACUGCGCCCUGCGCCUGCUGCUGCUGCUGCGGCGCCCGCGCGGCGCCCUGCGGGCCCCCGGAGGCAGCCGCCGGGCUGGGCACGCGGCUGGCGUGGCCGCUGAGGCUGGGUCCCGCGGUGCCCUUGUCUCUGGGCGUGCCAGCCGGAGGUUCCGGGGCGCUGCCGGGCGCGGUCGGCCCGAGCCCUCAGAGGCGCACGCGGCGCCACCGCACCAUCUUCAGCGAGGAGCAGCUGCAGGCGCUCGAGGCGCUCUUCGUGCAGAACCAGUAUCCCGACGUGGGCACGCGCGAGCGCCUGGCCGGCCGCAUCCGCCUUCGCGAGGAGCGCGUGGAGGUCUGGUUCAAGAACCGCCGGGCCAAAUGGCGACACCAGAAGCGCGCAUCGGCUUCCGCGAGGCUCCUGCCUGGCGUCAAGAAGUCCCCCAAGGGGAGCUGCUGAUGACUCUGGGAGCUGCCUCUGGGCUCGGCCACCCUCUUUGGGAUCUUUGGAGCUGGCGCUGAGAGGACAGAUGUACCCGAAAAGGAGCUGGGAGAAGACACUCGCCUCCUCCGCCCGUCUCCACAGCUCCUUGCCUCCUGCAGCUUGUUCUGCCGUGGCGUUGCGGACAGGGUCCCCGGUGCUUGGUGUUCCAAGGCAGUGGGAGUGACGAGUCCCUUGGGGGUGGCCUGGAGCAUAGAGCAGCUUCCUCACCCCCCACCACCCUAAGAGGCACUAACUCCCAGCCAGGCGGGGAACCACUCUGUAUCAACCCGGGACCCAGAGUCCUCCGCUGUGGAGCCUCUCUGCGCACCCUGGGGCAUGCUGGCCUCCCUCUUCUCAGUGUGGACAUUGACCCAACUUGACCUGGCCCGCCCUCCCCAAGCGGGAAGUGGGGUGGGGUUCGUGUCUGCGCAGUCCUGGGGUUGCAGGCUUCCCAGGCACUGGGCUGGGCCUAUCUGUAGAAUAAGAAGGCUGCAGGAGCGAUUCCAGGAGCCGCUCCCCAGUCCCCACACCUUGGAGCCUCGGGCUGAUACAGAAGAACAAACAGGCAACUUCAGAUACCACAGAAGCCGCCCAGAGUCUCAAGUCCACCUUGGCUCCACUCCCACACUCAGCAAAGAGCUGUCCUUCUCCUUCCUUCCCAGGGAGGGGGCGUUUAGGGUACAGCUGCCUUUGAGAGGAGCACAGCUGGGCGAGGCUCUGCACCAGGGUGCUCCCCAGCAGAGAAGACUGCUCCAUGGAUGGUGGCCUGGGGCCAGCCUUGGCCUCUAGGCUACUGCAAACCUGCCCGUGGGUGGGGGUUCCCGGCUUCCUCCUGGGGUUUUCACGCUGUGGGGUCGGCCUCCCUUUCAGCAAUCUCUGGCAUCCUAGGGUAGGGGAAGAGGAGGUUGGAUUGGGGACACCUCGACACUGCUGCCUGGGAAGAUGCCUGCCCGCCCCUUCUUUAUCCUGGCUCAGGGCGAAAGGCACCAUGAAAAGAAGCCUGUGAUUCCCCAAGUAGUCCCUACAGUGGGUCUGAAGCAUCUCACAUCCCCCUCAGCUGGCUUGAGCACUCGGUUCUGUCUCCUUACAGGUCCUGGAGGGAAUGGGGCAGUUCUACCUGCAAGAGACAAAGUCCAUCUCUAAAAGCAGGGCUGCAGAAGCCAGGGCUGCAGCUCCUGGGACACCCCAAGGCUGGCCAGCGUGUAUAACACCAAGCAAGCCUGGUGUCCCCAGUCAGAACUGCCCUGAGACUGCUGGGUGUCCCUAGCAUGGGUGCUCCCGCCUCUACCCCUAGCAUACACACUGCUGAUUGUCACAAAACUCUUCUCCCUGAACCCCGGUCUUACCCUUGGGGACUGAACAGACUACCUGUGGACAUGCCGGUGUCCUGGUCAGCUCCCUUGCAGGCAGGGACACUCCCAUCUCGCCGGCUCCAGGCCCCUCGUGCUCUUUCGUUGAAUGGCCAUCUGUCAUUGUAUCGGAAGCCCUGAUCAGAGCUUCUGGAGCAUCACCUUCCAGGGCUCAUGGCUGUGUCACCCUCAUGAAUUUGCUCCUUGAGCUCUAUCUGCUCCUUGGCAGGCUGACCCCCACAGCAGACUGUUAAUAUAGGCAUCCUUCAGACUCACGCCCAGGGACUCCCUUCUCACCUUCACUCUCUCCCUGGUUUAUCUUUUACCCUCAGACUCCGAUUCCCAUCUUUCUGCCACAUUUACAUCUCAAGCCCGGGCCCCUCCCUUGAGCCAGGUAUUUAUCUCCAGCUGUCCCCUUGACUACUCCACCUGGAAGCCCAUAGGUCACAUGUCCGCAGUGAGCUCUUCUGUGCAAACCAGGCACAUGAGCCAGGGAGCCAGUGAUCACUGGAUCGCUCCCUCUCCUGAUCACCCACUAUACCCAGGCUGACAGCAAGCCGAUUUUACAUUUAUCAAUAAAUC